CGUAUGUGGUCUUGUUUGGCGAACGAUGGAGAUGUGAUGUUAUGAGUUUGGAGACGAUGCUAAGCUUUCUGAAGACAGUGCCUUGUCCCAAUUAUUAAUCGCCUCCGUCUGUUGUAUGUAAACGAAUCGAUGCUGGUUUUGGAUCCGGCUGGUAGCAUACUUUGUGAUGAGAAAGGAGGUCUGGAGCCGAGGUAUGGAGAAUAAUGGGGCACAGCUGACGAUGUAAACACUGUCGCAUGUUAUGUGUCACACUCGAGGCUAAUAUGCUCGCAAAGCUUAGGAUACAACUAUCGGGUUGCAGGAGGAUGAAAUAGGAAGUCAGAUAUCUGAGUUUGAAGCCAGGUGGGCCAGAGAUGGGAAGUGACACUGCACUGCUCCAAAUUCAUCCGCUUGUUGUGCAAAGGAGGAUAGCCCUCCAGGCAAAAAUAUCCUCGGAAGACAAACACUUUUUGGUGGUUUUAACAACGUAAAAAACGGCGUAUACUAAGUUGCAUCCACAGUACCGACGCAGGUUUAGCUGGAUCCAGCAUUGUUGUUAUUUUUUUGCCCUCACUUUGCAAACAUGUCCUUCACAAUGGAGGAUAAUUUCGAGUCGGGCUGGGUAGCUGUCCGCCCGAACGCCUUUGAUGAUAAGGAAAGGCACAAAUUUGUUUUUAUUGUUGCAUGGAAUGAAGUGGAGGACAAAUUUGCCAUUACGUGUCACAACAGGACGGUGCAGAGGAGAAGCUUUGGUAGGGACCCACUGGCCGAGGCCACUGGCCAGGAUGGAGACAAAACAAAAUGGCCCGAAAGUCCCACCAGAGAUAAAGUCUCCAGGAGUCCAAGCAAAGGAGUCUGCAGCCCUAAAACCAAAUCCGUCAUGGCACCAACAAGGAGUCCUGUCAAAAUCCCUUCAGUCAGUCGUGACAAUGAGGUGUUAAAACCUCUCAGAGAGGACCAGCUGCCCCCCUCUCUGGACCUCUUGGAUCUAGAGGAGCUGGACAGUCUGAGCCGGGAGGACUGCAGCUGGGCCGGGCUUUUCUCCUUCCAGGACCUGCGGUCGGUCCACCAGCAGCUAUGCUCGGUGAACUCGGACCUGGAGCCUUGCCUCCCGGUGUUUCCGGAGGAACCCGCCGGGAUGUGGACAGUGCUGUUCGGCAUGGCGGAAGUACCCGAGACAGAAACGGAUAAGCUUUGCUACAGUUUGCAGAGGUACCUGAGCCACUCACUCGAUAUCUGUGGAUGGAAGAUCCUGUCGCAGGUUCUGUUCACGGAAAAAGACGACCCAGAUGAGUACUACGAGAGCCUGAGUGAGCUGAGGCAGUCUGGGUACGAAGAGGCACUCAACCGGGCAACAAAACAUCUGCAAGAGCUGCUGGACAAGCACAAGACCAUUGAUAGUAUGGUGGAGCUGUUGAAGGUUUAUGAGGAGGAAGACGAGGCAUAUGGAGGACUGCUGGAGGCCUCCACCCAGCUGUACCAGUACCUGCUGCAGCCCUUCAGAGACAUGAGGGAACUGGCAAUGCUACGCAGACAGCAGAUCAAGAUUUCCUUGGAGAAUGACUACCUGGGGCCGAGGCGGAUUGAAGCUCUAAAAAAGGAGGACUCUGACUGGCAGAAAAAAGCUCAAGAGGCCGUCCUCAACAUACAGGAGUUUACUAUAAAAUACUUUGAGAUCACUGCCAAAGCCCAGAAAGGGGUGUAUGAGCGUAUGAAGGUGGACCAGCGCAAGUUUGGUAAAUCCUCUUGGACGGCUGCGGUGGAGCGUAUGGAGAGACUCCGCUACUCUGUGGCAAAGGAAACUCUGCAGCUCCAGAGAGCCCGGGAGAUCUGCCUGGAGCAGAGGAAGCACACACUACGAGAGGAGAUGCAGAGUCUGUGUAGCAGUGAGAACGCCAUGGCCCUCUUAGACCACAUGGAGACACAGUACUAUGAGCGGCAGCUGCAACUGUACGACAUCCAGGCGGAGAUACUACAGUGUGAAGAGCUGCUUCUCAUCGCGCAACUAGACAGCAUUCACAGGCAGAUUUCUGUUCUGUCAAGGGCUUUUGGGGCUUGCCAAAUAUAUUGCUUGCCAUCGACAAAAUCCUACAGUUCCAGACUGAAAGAGCGUCAGGAGGAGGUGGUGUACUAUGACACCUUUCAAAGUACAGAUGACAUAAAGCAGGAUGAUCCUGCCGAGAGGGAAGAGCUGCGCAGACUUCAGGUCAGCGCUCGACAGCUGGAGGCAAGAAGGGGGCGCAUCACUGCCAAGCGCUCCUAUCUGAGGAACAAAAAGGAGAUCUGUGUAUCAAAUCACACCCAGAAACAGCAGAAACACCAAGCCCUCCACAAGGACUCCCAUCAGGUCUUACAGUUGGAAGAUGAAGAAGAGGAAGACGAGGAGAGGAAGAAUAGCAGAGUUAGUCAGGAGAGGCAGAGAACUCUGGACAGACUACGCACUUUCAAGCAGCGGAACCCCGGUCAGGUGAUUCUGAAGUCCAGCCGACUGCGCGUCACCAGAAGAAAAGGGCACGGCAGGAGCAUGGAGAUGAGUAGUGUGUGUGAGAGGGAGGAGCGGGUGCCCUCGGUGUGUGUGCAGGCGCAGGGCCACCCGCUGUGUCUCAGCACCAGCAUGCAGACGGACCCCAGCUCCACCCUCACCACCCAGCCCGUCACGGCCCUCACAGCCUCCCUCCCUCCGCUGCCUGUGCACAGUCCUGCAGACUCCUCCUGCUCCGCCUGCUCCCUGUCCUCCCUACUGUCCUCCCCCAUGUCCCCUCCUCCUCCCCCUCCACCUCCUCCUCCCCUGCCAACAAAGGAGGAGUUGUCACCGACUGCUAGCCCAGGUCCGCAGAAGGUCAAGGGGAAGAUGGGAGCAGCAGAACAUCUCUCCCCCCUCGGGCCGUUCAUCCCUCGCUUCUUUGACAGCAGCCAACUGUUGAGCGCCCGCAAAAAGCUGAGGAAGACUCCGGAGUUUGACUCUGCCAGCAGAAGAGAGAGCUCGCCCAUGGACGAAGUGCUAGCCUCCCUGAAGAGAGGCAGCUUCCAUCUUAGGAAGGUCGACCAGCGGGCUCUUCCUCCCUCUACGGACGACGACGAACCCAACACCAUCCUGGCUCAGAUUCGCAAAGGGGUCAAACUGAAGCGCCGUCCCCAGGACAGAGGAGAAAAGGACCAGGGGGAAGCUGCCGGCUUCCACCGACCCCCUCGACCAGGGAGCAUCUAUGAGGCCCGCCUGCGGGCCGCAUAAAGGGAGGCCUGCGGAGGUCCGACGUCGGAUGAGGACGGGGAACGACUCGGUGGGAUAGCUAAUUGGUCCAAGGCUCGCAGCGCAGAGGGUAGAAAAGCCACCACAGACGCUGCCACCUUCUGGCACUGCACGCACCGCCGUACUGUAUAAAGCUGUGUGCCACUGUACACUUAAUUAAACAGCUUACUCAUUCACACAGCCAGU
Messenger RNA from Notothenia coriiceps (black rockcod), 3415 nucleotides. RefSeq names its product junction-mediating and -regulatory protein-like. Bases 563 to 3211 code for a protein of 882 amino acids. Gene Ontology annotation, cellular component: nucleus; cytoplasm. NCBI's taxonomy places the organism in Eukaryota, Metazoa, Chordata, Actinopteri, Perciformes, Nototheniidae. Gene Ontology annotation, molecular function: Arp2/3 complex binding; transcription coactivator activity. The transcript is spliced from 11 exons. The record is from RefSeq and is a predicted model, not a curated record. Gene Ontology annotation, biological process: Arp2/3 complex-mediated actin nucleation; intrinsic apoptotic signaling pathway by p53 class mediator; 'de novo' actin filament nucleation.